GUCUUCAUACACAGAGCAGUAUAGUAGCGCAGUCUGGUAUCUCUCACUCUCGCUUUAGCUCUCUCUCUCUCAAAGUCUCGUCCUCACUCGAUUCUUCUGCUGGUGAUCUUUCUCGGCUCUGUUUAUUCUCCCUCCUCUUUAUUACUCAGGUUCUCAAUGGCGGCCACGAUCGCCUUCAAUGCCGCCGGAUCUCCGGCCCGCCUCUCCCGCCAAUUCUCCCACCCCAGCCGCCGUCCCUAUCCGAUUCUCGCCGGUCUCCGCCUCCGUCAGGCCGUCCUGGCGCGGUACUCGAGCUCAGUAUCUUCCUCCUCCGGCUCAGGAAUUAGGGCUCAGUCUGUGGCGGCGGAGCCAGUGAACUAUUCGACGGCUCCGAAAGUGGAGGCUCCGGUGGUUGUUGUCACCGGAGCUUCUAGAGGGAUUGGCAAGGCGGUUGCGCUAGCUCUCGGGAAAUCUGGUUGUAAGGUGCUUGUAAACUAUGCAAGGUCGUCUAAGGAAGCCGAACAAGUUUCCAAGGAGAUUGAGGAAUCUGGCGGUCAAGCUCUGACUUUUGGGGGUGAUGUUUCAAAGGAAGAAGAUGUAGCAGCUAUGAUCAAAACUGUGGUUGAUGCAUGGGGAACAGUUGAUAUCUUGGUUAAUAAUGCAGGAAUAACACGGGAUGGCUUGUUGAUGAGAAUGAAAAAAUCCCAAUGGCAGGAGGUUAUUGAUUUGAAUCUUACUGGUGUAUUUUUAUGCACACAGGCUGCAGCCAAAGUUAUGAUGAAACAAAGAAAGGGAAGAAUUAUUAAUAUAGCAUCUGUUGUUGGUCUUGUUGGCAAUGUUGGACAAGCCAACUACAGUGCUGCAAAAGCAGGAGUCAUUGGCUUCACAAAGAGUGUUGCAAAGGAAUAUUCAAGCAGGAACAUCAAUGUCAAUGCUGUAGCUCCUGGAUUUAUUGCAUCUGAUAUGACUGCCAAGCUUGGAGAAGACGUGGAAAAGAAAAUCCUUGGGUCCAUCCCCUUAGGGCGAUAUGGUCAACCUGAAGAAGUUGCUGGACUGGUGGAAUUCUUGGCUCUGAAUCCUGCUGCCGGUUACAUUACUGGACAGGUGUUGACCAUUGAUGGAGGAAUGGUGAUGUGAGAGCCAAGACUGGCUCCACAAAGAACUGAAUGAACAUCAAGUUUUAUCUUACAGUGAGUUGAAACAUAGUAGAGCUUUUGUUUAAAUCCAUAGUUUCUACCAGUAACUUGACAUGAAGUAGAGAGGUUGCUCUAGUUUUUCUUUCAGUUUUGACGAUGGCUGUCUC
This is a messenger RNA of Fragaria vesca subsp. vesca, 1282 nucleotides long. Its product is annotated as 3-oxoacyl-[acyl-carrier-protein] reductase, chloroplastic-like. The transcript is spliced from 11 exons. Gene Ontology annotation, biological process: fatty acid biosynthetic process. The record is from RefSeq and is a predicted model, not a curated record. Gene Ontology annotation, molecular function: NAD binding; 3-oxoacyl-[acyl-carrier-protein] reductase (NADPH) activity. Bases 157 to 1116 code for a protein of 319 amino acids. Lineage: Eukaryota; Viridiplantae; Streptophyta; Magnoliopsida; Rosales; Rosaceae.